Messenger RNA from Protobothrops mucrosquamatus (brown spotted pit viper), 362 nucleotides. Its product is annotated as dedicator of cytokinesis protein 4-like. Gene Ontology annotation, molecular function: guanyl-nucleotide exchange factor activity; small GTPase binding. The record is from RefSeq and is a predicted model, not a curated record. Lineage: Eukaryota; Metazoa; Chordata; Lepidosauria; Squamata; Viperidae. Gene Ontology annotation, cellular component: plasma membrane; cytoplasm. The transcript is spliced from 4 exons. Gene Ontology annotation, biological process: cell chemotaxis; small GTPase-mediated signal transduction. Bases 1 to 318 code for a protein of 105 amino acids.
AUGAAAUCUUCAUUGAAGACUUUUCAACCUUAUGGAAGUGAGAGAUUCUUUUUAAAACUGAAUCGGAAUGGUUUGCCAAAAUGUCCAGAGAAGCCAGAAAGAUAUUGCUCUCUUUUUGUGAAUUUGGGAAGCAGUGAGCUUAGAAAGGACAUCUACAUUAUUGUGCACAUUAUACGCAUUGGCCGAAUGGGAGCAGGUGAAAAGAAAAAUACUUGCAAUAUACAGUAUCGGCGACCUUUUGGUUGUGCAGUCCUCAGUAUGGCAGAUCUAAUGGCUGAUGAUACAAAAGAUGACCUUAUUUUAAAAGUAUAUAUGUAAGAAUACAUAUAUUUGUAAUAUAUUACAACAAAAUUUGGAUCACA